Molecule: messenger RNA, 549 nt
Organism: Cryphonectria parasitica EP155
Lineage: Eukaryota; Fungi; Ascomycota; Sordariomycetes; Diaporthales; Cryphonectriaceae
Exons: 1
Coding region: 13-408 (131 amino acids)
Source: RefSeq, a predicted model, not a curated record
GACGAGGAAUACAUGGCUGGGCCCGACUUCGUGAACCUGAACGAGAAGCUGGAGCUGGAGGCCCUGGGCAUGGACUUGGACACGGCCCAGGACGAUGAGGCUGCGGUGAGGCGCCUGGUCACGAGGGGCCAUGGCCGGCCUCAUACCUGGUUCGGGAACGUCAUGGGCUGGACCCUGUUUUCCGUCCAGGAGAGGGACGAGGAGGACAACGAGGGCGGGGACGGAGAGGCGACUGACGUCGAGGCGGAGGAUACCUUGUCAGACACCUCUGCUUACCCCGAAUUCGAGGGCAUGAAUACUGCUCUAUCUGGGCAUGAACGGCGUUUAUCGCCUCCAAGGGCUGAUGACGGCAGCUGGCAGGACGCUGCUUGGCUUUUGAGUGUGGCCUCCAAGGUGGCAUGGUCCUGAAGACGGAAUAGCGGACCUGCAGUGUCCUUCCCCCUCUUUGCGUCUCUUUCUCUCCCUCCUUGGCUCCAGGGCAGUCAGUCCAAGGGAGGGGUGGAAAUAAGACAGGAGAUAAUAGAACAGCGUGUGCGUCUUCUUGUUACG